Messenger RNA from Puntigrus tetrazona (Sumatra barb), 2883 nucleotides. RefSeq lists its product as uncharacterized. The transcript has 6 exons. The record is from RefSeq and is a predicted model, not a curated record. The coding region runs from base 6 to 662 and encodes 218 amino acids. Lineage: Eukaryota; Metazoa; Chordata; Actinopteri; Cypriniformes; Cyprinidae.
UAAAGAUGCCUAGACGCAACGGUGUGACCAGCAUUCUGCAGCAGUCAGUGUCACCUUUUGAUCAGCGUGUGGCGUCUAAAUUCCUGAAGAUCAGGCCAAAGAUUCUGGGGGUUUUGGAAAUAUCAAUAGGUAUAACUAUGUUGAUCUUAACAAUCUGGACGGGAUUUUUAUAUCUCCUCUGGUCAUGUUUAAUUUCGAUUUUAACCGGAUCUGUGACUGUGUCAGCUGCAUGUACACGUAACACGUGUCAGGUCAGAAUCUCACAAUUUCUUAACUGUUUCAGUGCCAUAGCAGCUGCUAUUUCCAUCCCAUUUCACUGUCUUGACAGUGAUGGCGUGACUCUAGUUCUCCUGGUUUUCUGUGAUGCUCUGGUCUUCAUCAUCUCUGUUAUUGUUGCAUCGUCUUCCUGUGACUGCUGCAGGAUGAAGUCAAGAGAUGUUGCAGUCAGUUACAUAAACCGAGAUGUGCCUUACAUGACUGACAGCAAUAUUGUGCAACCAGGCCCUUUUGCACCUCCACCAAACUACGAUACAAGUCCUUUAGAGCCUCCACCAAAAUACCAUCCAACUCCUCUUGAACCUCCACCAAAAUACUAUCCAUGUCCUACACAUCAAGCAAACUCAACACCGCCACCAAACAGUUAUACAAGUCCCCUCCACUGAGUUAUGAUCCCUACUAUUAGGGAUCUAUUAACUAUUAGGUAAUUAACAGUUUGCAUUUUCGCAACAGAGCAUAUUUCAAGCUUCUUACUUUCUGGAUAUAAUUUAUAUUGUUCAAAGACACUCUCUUAAAAAAUGUGCGUUUCAUAUUUUGAACAUUUGUUUGUGUUACCUCAUAUGCAUCCUUUAUAUGUGCACAAGUUGCUUUUAUAACCUUAAAUGUGCACACUUCACAGAAACUAGCAUUAGAGAUUAUAUACUGUAAUGUUAAACACAUUACUACAAUUAUUAGAUGUAUGUAUGUACAAGAAGGCAAGAUAUUAGUCAUCAUGAAACAAAAUAGUCUCUGCCAGCUCAUUCAAGUGUUCGGUAUUUUAUCAAAAUAGCAGAUAUGACCUGUGUUAUAAAGAUACAUAAUGUUGCAAAUAUUGUAGACUACUUGCCUACAUAUCCCAGAUGUUUUAGAAAGAUUCAUUUUCAAAACCUCUUGUCGAGUCACAGGGAUAUUGGAAAUGUGUCACAAAGAACACAAUAAAAUUCAGUGGGGUUCAGGUAACAUCAGUCUUAAAUGUUUAAUAACACAGACCACAGAUUGAUGUGGAGUCUCACCGGAUGUAACGCGUAAAUCAUAUUGCAUGCACUUGUUUUUUACAGAAAGGCUGUGUUAAAUAUUGUAGCUUGGACCGUGUGAAUGGCUGUGUUUACAGACGUUUAUGAAAUUGACAAUUUAAGCAUUCAGAAACAAAGCAUCUUUCCAAAUGUAAUCACGUGCACCGUGUUGGCUUCACAAACAGAUGGAUGGAGGAGGCCUUCUUGCUGUGAUCACUACCACCAACAGCAGCAGAAACAUUCUGCUUAAACACUAGGCUACUUAGGAGCUGGAGUCUGAGAUCUUUCCAAGUAUUGUAUUAGACAACAGUAAUGUUGCUUGUCCACAAAUUACAACUAUAUAUAUAUAUAGAGAGAGAGAGAGAGAGAGAGAAAGAGAGAGAGAGAGAGAGAGAGAGAGAGAGAGAGAGAGAGAGAGAGAGAGAGAGAGAGCGAGAGAGCUUUCCAUGUAGGAUAAAUCAAGUAAAUCAAGGUCUUUCAGCUCCAAUGUGAAAAGUGACUUUUGUGUUAAAUUUUUAUGUGGCUGACAGUGAAGAGAAAAGCAUGUUAUUAAUGGCUGAAAAUGAAGAAAAUAAAAAUGUAUAUGCUUAUUUGUAAGUCCUUGUUAAGUGUAUUACAUCUAACUAAAUUCCCAUCUCAAUCCCAACACAUAUUUGUCUCAGUACAUCUAAAUAUGCCUAAACACGAUCAUGAGGCCAGCUCUUUUCAGCAGCCAGCAUCACCGUUAUAGCCAGAUAUCACCAGUAUGUGAUAUCUAAAUUCCUUGAAGAUCAGACCGCAGGUCCUCGGGGGAAAGCAAACUGUCCCGCUUCUAAUUUGUUCCUGUUGAUACCGAUGUUGGGGUAACAAGAAAACGUUCACCAUCUUGUUUUAUGUUUUACAGAGUUUGGAAAUGGUACUAGGCAUAGUGGUGUUUGCCUUAGCGAUCUGAAAAGGGUUUGUGGGCUUCUAUCAUUGUAAGUCUUUAGUUUCAGUAUGAGAGCAAUAUUCUGCAUCGAGCAAAUAUUGAAUUGUAUAUUUUUUUCUCCCCUGCAGUCAAUUUAAUUGGAUCUUUGACUGCAUUAGCUGCACACAAACGUAAUAUACAAUGGGUUUGUUUGAAUAUUUUGCAUUUCAUUUUACUAGAAUGAGAUUAAUAACAUCAGAAAACGACAUUAUAUUUUAUAGAUAUUUAGCUAAAGAGUUUUUAUUUUCUCAGACCAGAGCCUCAUAGUCUCUAAACUACCUCAACGUCAUAGCAUCUAUUUUCUCCAUCCCAUUUCAUGGGUUUGCAAAUGAUGUAAAUAUAUAGAUUUCCUGUUUUAAAUGCAUCUGCAAAAAUCAUUUACUCCACAAGAUCAUGCGGAUUAACGUUGGUUAGUAUUAAAUGCAUUAGUAACAAUAACUUACACUGAAUAAUUAUUCAUGCUUAAUCUCUCUAAUACUGUUUAUAUGCCUUUUGAAAUUUAUUACAAUUUCUCAAAUAAAAAUAAUUGUAGCUAAUGUUGGUUUGAUUUUUAUGGUUUAUGGGGGCGCAAAUUAUUUUAAUGACAGUGGUAUGACAGAGGUACUACAAUUUGAAGGUGGUUUAUGAGGACACUGCCAAUGUCCCCAUAAUUCAAAAGGUUUGCAAAAC